GAAAUUCGAAUUGGACGGAUUAACACCAAAAUACCCCCUGACUAUGCAAUAGAAAGCUGCAUAAAUAGCCGAAUGAUAUCUCGGAAUCAUGCAACUAUAGAACGUUCAGCCAAAGGUGGUUCGAUACUUUAUGAUCACAGCAUGAAUGGUACAUACGUUAAUUACACAAGAGUAAUGGGUGGAGUGACGCUCAAGCAUGGAGAUAUUGUAUGCUUUGGUCACCUGAAUGGAGCCAAUCUAAAGCCCGGAGAGCCAGUCGCCCUGUUUUACUCUGACCUAAAAUACCGAGUAGAACUAAGUGAUUCACCAGCUAAAGAAAGUGUUACAGCAGGAACAACUAAAAAACGCAAAUCCUAUCCAGCACAACCUGGUUCAACAGUCUCUUCUACACAAAGAUCAGAUGGUGAAGAUGACUCAAUUGGAUCAAGUGAUGAUGAAUCAGUCGAUGCGAAACGACCUAGAAGUAAUGCAGCCUCAGGAGGUGGUGGUGGUGGCGGCGGUGCUGGUUCUGGUGCUGCAUCACGUAAUGCUAAUCGUCAAAAAUUCAAAAAACCUGCCACUUCAAAUCGUCUUAAAGUCGAUGAAGAAGAUGAUAUUGACAGUAAUGACGACGAUGACAAUUCCACUUCAAAACGGUUAAGUUCAGCAGCUAGUUCUAAAUCAAUGAAAAAACGUUCCAAUGGUACAGAGAAAGUGAAAAAAUCACAUUCAAAUUCUGUUUCACGUAAAUCAUCAUCCAGUACAACUAAACCUGGUCAUAUGCAUAGUAGUAAGGAGAAGCGUCGUUCAGGCAAGUCAAGCAAAUCGGGUGGUGGUUAUGACGCUGAAGAUGAUACUGCUGCUGCUGCCGGUGGUGAUAUGUUCCAUUAUGACAGUGAAGAGUGUUCUGCUCGACCGUGUAAACAACCCCAAGAUAUAGCCAUUGAUUGGAUUCAAUGCGAUCGUUGUGCCCUAUGGUAUCAUCAAGUCUGUCUUGGAUUGAAACCAAGUGAAGCCAAUGUUGAAACUUAUUACUGUCCCUAUUGUAAAAAAUAAUUUCCCCUGAUUUUGUUUUAAUUGUUUUCUUUUUUGCGUGUUUUUGUUUGUUCGUUUUUUCUCUUUUUUUUUGAGAUCAGAGACGAUACUCCAUCUAGCCAACCAGCCAGCCAACUCAAUCAUCUAUCCGAUCAGAAAUUCUCUUAGACGUGUACAUAAAAAUUUUCCCUUAAAAAAAGAGUGAAGUAAAUAUUAUAUUAUCCGAGAAAAGAUGAAAAAAAAGGGUCGGAGUGAAAGUGCGAACUACUCCCGAAGAAAGAAAGAUCCAAGCGGUUGUUUUUUAUCGAACUUGUUGAUAGAUGAUGAUAUUUCUUCAUUUCUUUUUUCUUAUUCUUCUUCUACGCAUUUGGAUCGAUCUCAUUUAUUCAUUUCUCUAUUAUUAUUUAGAUGAGAAACACCAACACCACCACCAGGAACAAUAAAAGCCCAUGUAUGACAUGAUAACAACAACAAUAAUACUAGUAAUACGGUACUCUGUGCCCUUUCUAUGCUUUAAUCCCUUCCCCCUUCUCCUGCCCCCAAAACAAAAUUGCCUGUGUUAUCGUGCAAAACUCUAUGCAACAUGUGUCAAGCAACAGCUGUAUUCCCAGAGUGAUUCACUAGUGUUAGUAUGUAUGACAUUGUGGAAUAAUGAAUACGAGUAUACAAUAUACAAUAUAUACACAUACAUGCUUAUAGAGAAAUAUUAUUUCGCUUGUUGGUUUCGCCCGCUCGCCCGCUCCCUUCCUCCCAUUUAAUGUGUUUUUAUAUAAUCUGACUUACUACUUAUAUACUUGUUAUAUAAAAGCAUAUGUACAUACAUAUAUUAUAUUAUAUUUUUGAAGUUUUAAUUAAUUCUUGUCUCUAGUCUGUCUGUUUGUCUUAUGUGUGUAUUGUAUAAUUUCUUCUUUAUACAAACAUGAGUAUUCACAAUUAUUAUAGUUGAUUGUCCUUUGUCGUCAUCCGUCACUCACUUAGAGGAUAUGCAUAAAAUAGUCUCAUUUUAUCGUGCUCUAUACUGUGCAUCUAUCUUGUAUUAGUUUUAAAAAAGGCAUUUUUAAAAUGUGAGACUACUCUAUAACUAUUACUAUUAUCAGUACAACAUCUCUUGUUAUUAUUAUUAUUAUUAUUCAUACGUGCAUCAGUUAUUAAGUUUUCAAUGGUUCCAUUUUGUUGGCUAUCUCUCAUACUUUUACAUACACACAUGCACACAUACACUGCUUAUUAAUUCAUUGCUCAUAACAAAUUAUAUGGUUAUGUAAUUGCUGUG
This is a messenger RNA of Trichobilharzia szidati, 2284 nucleotides long. NCBI's taxonomy places the organism in Eukaryota, Metazoa, Platyhelminthes, Trematoda, Strigeidida, Schistosomatidae. The record is from the annotation of a GenBank genome assembly.